Molecule: messenger RNA, 2316 nt
Organism: Cinara cedri
Lineage: Eukaryota; Metazoa; Arthropoda; Insecta; Hemiptera; Aphididae
Source: the annotation of a GenBank genome assembly
AUGAACAUAAGUGACACUGACAUAAAUAAUGCGCACAUGGAGUUAGAAAGAACAUUGGAGAUAUUAGAAGAUAUUUAUAUUGAAGAAUCCAACAAUGCUAAAAUGAUAAUUGGAACAGAUGACGAUGAAGAAAAAAUAAAAAAUCUGAAUGAAACUAUACAUAAAACUUCUUUCAUACCAGUUGAAAAUACCAGCGAAAUAACAAUAGACACUUUACAUGAAACUCACAUUACAAAUCAUUCUCAAUCAGAUUCUAUAGAUGAAAUUUCAAAAACAGAAAUUUCAACAGAGCUGAUCAUAGUCAAUAUUGAUCUUGAAACUAAUGAAAAUCCUAUCACGUCAAUUACUGAUUUGACAUCAGAGACGUCAUCUUCAAAUGAUUCACCUUCUGUACCAGGUGAAAACACAAGUAAUGUUGACAUGGAUAAUAUGCAUGGAAUUGGGACAUUUAUAGAUUACUCAUCAGAAUUAUUAGGUAAUCAUAAUAAAAUAGAAUCAGAAACCGAAGUAAUGACGUUAGAAGAUCACACUCGUCUUGAUGAUAAUGAAGAAAAAAUUAAGCCUAAAAUAGAUAUUAAAACAGUUUACCCACCAACAAACGAUAUCUCAUUCGAAGGUAUUUCAAAUCAAAUUGAAAAUUAUAAAAAUACUGAGCAUGAGACAGGUAAUGAUGAUACAGCUUAUACAAGUUUAGUAAUGAAUGAAGUUCAAUCAGAAUUAUUAGAUAAAUAUCAAGAUUCGGAAAUAGAAACGUCAAAAAUAUUGGGCUGCAAUACUGACAAUAAAAGUAACGAAGAACCUACCCAAAAUAAAAUAGAUAGUUUAUCAGAAAUGCUAUUAUCAAAUGAAUCUCGAAUACCUAUUGAAGAAAAUAAACGUGAAAUUGAUACUGAUGCUACACCUGAUACUAUAGUUAUAAAUAAAAUCCAAUCAGAAUCAUUAACUCUCAAUAAAGAAGUAGAGUUACAAUUUUUAUCAGAAGAUCAAUUGACGAUUGAUGAUUAUCUAAUACCGGUGCAAAAUACAAGUACAAUGAUAAUUAAUAUUGACACUGUGUAUGAAACUCAGGUUACAGUUUGUUCUCAAUCAGAAUCGGUAGAUGAGCUUGAAAAAACAGAUAUUUCAUUUGAAUCUAAUAUAUAUAAUACUGACCUUGUAACUAAUGAAGAAAAUGAAAACAUAGAUGAUAAUACUAAUAUGACAACAGAAUGUUCAGUAUCGAACGAUGCUUUUUUAAAAUCAGUUAUAAACACAAGUGAUAUCGACAUAAAUAUUAAACACGAACAUUUGGUAUUGAACGACUCUCCAGCAGAAGAAAUUAAAGAUUUAGAAAUACAGAGAAUAUGUGGAAUAGAAAAUUUAAAUAUUUUAAUACCUGAAACUAACAUUUCGAAUGGCAAUUCAAUUUUGAAAGAGACAACCGAACAAAAGGUUCCAAUUGAUGUAGAUACUAAAACUGAUAUACCAACCGAGGAUAUAUCAUUAAAUAAAAACCCCUUACUACCUGUUCAAAAAACAAUGGAAAUAGACAUACUUCAACAAACAAUGCAUACUGAAACAGAAAUUCCAAUAGAUAUUCCAUUACCUAACGAUGCUCUUGCAGUAACAGUUGAAAAUUCAAGCGAAUUUAACAGAGUUACAACUGAAGAAUUAUUGUUAUCAACCAAUUCUUCAUUAACUUGUAUUUUAAACAAUACUGGAAGUAAAUCUAAAAAUAAAUUAAAUGAUAUAGUUACAACUGAAGAAAUUGAAAAUUCUGAAGUUAAAAAUAAAAAUGCCCAACCAAAUUUAUUUUGUGACACGGUCGAUACAAACGAUGUUGAUAUUUUAAAUAAUAUACCAAAACAUAGAAAAGCAUCCGACGAAUUUCAAUUAAGUUCUGAUCAUAAUUUACGAGUAAAAUCAUGUGACAUUCCCGAAUCCGAAUUAUCUGUACAAGAUGUUGAAACAUAUGCCACAGAUAGUUUUGAAGAAACGUUUGUGCAGUCAGAACAAACCAGUCGGAACAAAAUUUCCAUGAAUACAGUUGACAAUGAAAACAAAACGACAAUAGAUGAUAAGUUAUACACAGUAAACGAAUCGGACCUAAAUGCUAUACUAUGUGCGUCGUCGCUCCAAGAGGCUUUGACUCUGUUGGAUUCAAAGAUAAAGUUAAAAUUUAAAAAUAAUACUAAAAAGGUAUCUAGUAAGGUUAAGACGGCUACAUAUGAUUCAAGCAUGCAGCUACCUAGUAGUAGUAAUAGUGAAAACAAUUUUAAUUUUACAGAAGCCCGAGAUUUCUUUAAACAAAUAGAGCAAAAAUCUAAAAAUAACUGA